UCUCCCCGCGCGCCUCUACGCGUGUUACCACUACUCUUCCUCGCGGCUGGACUCUAUAAUCCACUGGAUCGUCAGACGCUGACCGGUUUUGAUCUUUACCGUGUACUGAUCGUGUUAUAAGCGUUUGUCCGACUAUCGCGAGCGUUAAAAAUCGAAAUUUUCAUUUUAAUUCGUCAUCCGAAUUUAACGAGUCUUGACAUUGCCGCGACUGGCCGAUCAUGCGGCUCCAAUUGGGUUAUUUACUAUGUCUCUCGAUUGCAGUAGGUUUUAUAAAAGAAGGUAUUUGCGCUGUGACGCAAACUCCUGCACGAACGAAUACCUCUCGUAGCAAUCCUCAAAUUGAAGAUGACGAUGAUUUUGUGCCUUAUCAGGGCGAACGUUUUACUGUAUUUGAUUGGGCAUUAUUUAGGAGCCUGGCCAAAGCAAACGGAGGGAAUGUUUUACUGUCGCCGAUAUCCGUAAAACUAGCACUAGUGCUUCUUUACGAAGGAGCUCAGGAUCAAACCGCGCAUGAACUUGCCGGAGUCAUGCAACUUCCAGUUAGUCUAUUAGCCACUCGAGAGAAUUUUAAUAAUAUUCUAAGAUCUUUGCAGACUCCAUCUUCUGCGUAUACUUUAAAUUUAGGUUCCCGCAUUUACAUUGACGACAACGUGCUCACUAGACAACGCUAUUCAGCGACAGUGAAAACCUUUUACAAUACUGAUGUGAUCAACACGAAUUUGUCUGACACGCACGCGAUCGCAGCUAAAGUUAAUUCUUGGGUCAAUAAUAUUACAAAUGGACACAUCGAAAAGAUGAUUGAUGACGAAAAAGGUUUGGAGGACUCGGUGAUGCUAAUCGUGAAUGGAUUAUUCUUCAAAGGUGCUUGGCGCCGCAGAUACUUCGCACCCGAACAUACGCGAGUUUCUAAAUUUUAUAUCAACGUUAAUGAGAGUGUAAAUGUACCGUAUAUGCACACUGUAGGCCGGUUCUUCUAUGCCGAAUCAUCCAGGCUUGAUGCGAAAAUUCUGCGGAUUCCGUACGACGGCUUCAAAUUCGCUAUGUACUUUAUACUGCCGCACACGCUAACAGGCGUAGAUCAUAUCAUCAAUGAGAUUAAUCCAUUUAUAUUGGCGAGAGAUAUGUGGGCCAUGCAGGAAUUGCCUCUUGACGUUUGGAUCCCGAAGUUCAAGUUCGAAUUUACGAGCCACCUGGAAAAUACUUUACGCGAGCUUGGUAUUCGUGAUAUCUUUGAUGAUACUGCGCUGCUGACGGGUAUAGCAAAAACCAGACGAGCUUCUCGGCAUCUGCGGGUAUCCGAUGUAAUGCAUAAGACUGGAAUAGAGGUGAAUGAAAAUGGGACAACAGCUUACGCUGCAACAGAGAUACAAAUCGGAAAUAAGAUAGAAGAGGGCACGUUCCAAGCUAAUCAUCCGUUCGUGUUUUACAUCGAGGACGAGACCACCGGUACGAUCCUUUACGUAGGCAAAGUUCUGAAUCCUUUGAAUAGAUCCGGGACUACAGGAAAAGUGCGACAAGAAUUCCCGUCACGAAUUAACGUAGAGACAACGACAACUCCUAAUUCUGCUGUUCCUGCUGCGAUCAGUACUGAUGACCGAUACGCCUUCUUCAAUAUCGAUCUUCUACAGAGAGUAAAUGAGAUCGUCGAGGGUAAUCUGAUACUGUCCCCUGCCAGUGCGAAAAUCGCCCUUACGAGUCUGGUGGAAGGCACGGCUGGUCGGACACGACAAGAGCUUCUUGCGGUUUUGAGAUUACCACCAGAAGAAUACGUCAUCAGAGGAGUAGCGAGUCGCACACUUACAUCUCUAAAAAACCAUCAAAAUGGCACGGAGAUCGACGUGGCAACUCGCUUGUGGAUCAAUCCAUCUCUCAUGGCAUCCACGAAUUAUAUGACCGCCUUGCGUAAUUAUUACGGGACUGAUAUCCAGCAGUUGAAUUUCGGGAAUGCAAAUGCGGCUGACAUCAUCAAUGCUUGGGUCCGCAAACACACACGGAACAAUAUCCAAUCAAUCGUCCAGCCUGCCUCACUUGCCGCCGAGACCCAAAUUCUCUUAACUUCGGCCUUGUAUUUCAAAGGACGAUGGUUGAAAUCCUUCGAUAAGGGUGCUACGCGUGUACGGUGUUUCCAUGUUUCUGGUGGCUGUCAAGACAUUCCUAUGAUGGAGAACACUUCUAAGUACCGAUGUGGCUAUAUAGCUUCUCUUGAUGCUGAUGUAGUGGAAAUCCCAUACUCGAAUGGUAGGACAUCUAUGCUGAUAUUCCUUCCUUCUCAUGAAGAAAAUGAUCCGUAUCUCCAGAUUCUUUCAAAGGAUUUGUCAUAUGUACCGAUGAAAACGUUACUAGCUAGUCUCAAUGAAACUGAACUGCUGCUUGUUAUUCCACGAUUUAGUAUCGAAAGCAAAUUAAAUUUGUAUCCUGCCUUACUACACAUGGGUAUACAGGAUAUUUUCAGUCCAACAGCAAAUUUCACCGGAAUCGUACACAAUGACUAUUUGCGAGUGGGAAGUAUAAUUCAAAAUGCUAAAAUAGAAGUUGACGAGGAGGGAACCAUCGCUGCUGCGGUGACAGAACUCGCCAUUGUACCACUCAUGGGUGGCAUGUUGCCAUCUUUUAGAGCAAACAGACCGUUCAUUUUUGUCAUCGUUGAUCUAGCAACAAGUGAGACUCUCUUUGCUGGUCGUUUUCUAGGUCCUAAUAUGGGCAAUUCCAGAAGUUCUAUUCAGAAAUAAGCUUAACAUUCAUCUAUAAUCGUUUUUUUUUAAUUGAAAGAUGCUUAAAAGAUUAUAUAUAUAGUAAUAUUGCCUUCUACAACAGAAAUAAUGUUUGCCAUUGCAACUGCAAAAUGAUUGUUUACUCUUUUAUAUCUAAAUAAAUAAUAAAUUAAAA
Pogonomyrmex barbatus (red harvester ant) is the source of this 2886-nucleotide messenger RNA. RefSeq lists its product as uncharacterized. NCBI's taxonomy places the organism in Eukaryota, Metazoa, Arthropoda, Insecta, Hymenoptera, Formicidae. Gene Ontology annotation, molecular function: serine-type endopeptidase inhibitor activity. The record is from RefSeq and is a predicted model, not a curated record.